This is a messenger RNA of Carica papaya (papaya), 934 nucleotides long. The record is from RefSeq and is a predicted model, not a curated record. Lineage: Eukaryota; Viridiplantae; Streptophyta; Magnoliopsida; Brassicales; Caricaceae.
AUGUCUCGUCUCAUUGCACCUCGAAGGGCAUCGGACCGCCGUCGUGUAGCUCCAAAACAAGUGGUUGCCGUGCCGUGCGACGACGAUCGUGCUCCCUCGCUUACAUCUCGAUCUGGAAAAACAGACUCUAUCCUCUUGGAACUUGGAUAUUGCGAGUUGUGUGACCUGGACUUUAUAGAUAUAGAUCUUGGAAGUAGAAUAUCCGAAACAAUCUCAAGGAUACUGGACACAAAUCCCCAACUGUUUUUCCAUCUUCAACAGCAGAGGUUGAUAGAACUAAUUCGGAAUGGAAAAGUAGAGGAGGCUUUGGAGUUUGCUCAGGAGGAGCUUGCCCCAAGGGGAGAAGAAAAUCAAAGCUUUUUAGAAGAGCUGGAGAGAACUGUUGCAUUGCUGGCUUUUGAGGAUGUUUCCAACUGCCCAGUUGGAGAGCUUCUGGACAUAUCACAGCGUUUGAAAACGGCAAGUGAGGUGAAUGCAGCUAUUCUCACAAGCCAGAGUCAUGAAAAAGAUCCAAAACUUCCAAGCUUGUUAAAGAUGCUGGUAUGGGCUCAGACCCAACUAGAUGAGAAAGCUGCUUAUCCUAGGAUAAAAGAUUUAUCUACUGCCACACUUGAAGACCCUGCAGUUUGAUUCAAUCUUGUACCUUUGUUUUGGGGAAUUCAAGUGGCUCUAGAUUGAAUGCAUGGAACCAAAUAGGAAAGUUUGGAUUGUAUCCUUAUAUCAGUGACUAGCUAGGCAUUUUCUUGAAUGUUUUUAUUUUUCUUUUUAAUCAAGAUUUGGUUGAUCUUCUUCUUCUUAGAAUGUGGGAAUGGGCUUGUGGGUGUAUAAUAAUUUGAUUGUCAAUACAAUUACCAAUCUUUGUGGGAAUUCCAUCUAAACUGUGACCCCCUUGAAUUGAAGCUCCAGCCUACAAAUCAAUUGGUGUUAAAUUGAA